This is a messenger RNA of Eruca vesicaria subsp. sativa (arugula), 528 nucleotides long. Lineage: Eukaryota; Viridiplantae; Streptophyta; Magnoliopsida; Brassicales; Brassicaceae. The record is from the annotation of a GenBank genome assembly.
AUGAAUGAAACUUUGUUGCUUGCUUGCAAAUACGAAGAAGUUUCGGUUCCGGUUGUUGAUGAUCUUGUCGUGAUCUCUGACAAGGCGUACACUAGAAGAGAAGUUCUUGACAUGGAGAAGUUAAUGGCGAAUACCUUGCAAUUCAAUUUCUGUCUGCCUACUCCGUAUGUGUUCAUGAGGAGGUUUCUGAAAGCUGCACAAUCUGACAAAAAGGUGGAGCUUCUAUCAUUCUUCAUCAUAGAGCUUUGCUUAGUGGACUACGAGAUGCUUCAGUACGCUCCUUCUCAGUUAGCUGCUUCAGCGAUCUACACUGCUCAGACCACUCUUAAAGGCUUCGAGGAGUGGAGCAAGACCUGCGAGUUCUACUCAGGCUACAACGAAGAAAAGCUUCUGGAGUGUUCGAGGAAGAUGGUUGGCUUGCAUCACAAGGCUGGGACAGGGAAGCUAACAGGUGUUUACAGGAAAUACAACACAUCCAAGUUUGGUUAUGCUGCAAGAACUGAACCUGCUGGGUUUCUUCUAAUGUAA